Messenger RNA from Topomyia yanbarensis, 3083 nucleotides. It is a transcript of the gene mid, whose product is annotated as T-box protein H15. Gene Ontology annotation, molecular function: RNA polymerase II cis-regulatory region sequence-specific DNA binding; DNA-binding transcription factor activity, RNA polymerase II-specific. The coding region runs from base 605 to 2227 and encodes 540 amino acids. The record is from RefSeq and is a predicted model, not a curated record. Lineage: Eukaryota; Metazoa; Arthropoda; Insecta; Diptera; Culicidae. Gene Ontology annotation, cellular component: nucleus. The transcript has 7 exons. Gene Ontology annotation, biological process: heart development; cell fate specification; regulation of transcription by RNA polymerase II.
GAGGGUAGCCAAUGUGUAGCCGGAUCAGUUGGAAGGCAGCUCAAACGAUAGUUGAGGUUUAGUUUCGUACUGUUCGCCUGAAGGCUCGUACAUCGUAUUGUCUCGUGUCGUGUCGAAAGAGAGUGAAAGAUAUUUUUCACCGGGUUGUUUUUUCUUCAUCGCUCAAGUUUUUUCCUCUGCUCUGCAAGUGGCAAGUUCCUUUGCCGUCGUGCAUUCGUGUUGCGUGUUUGAAGUCAGGACAGCGAAGGCAAUCCUAGUGCGCUCGGUGCUGUUUUUCCGUUUGACCGUCGGUACUUUGUGCAGAACUGAACUAAAUUUGAUCGGAGCUUUUCAAAGUGACAUGGUGAACGAUUCUCGGUAGAACCAGAACAGAUCGGUUGGUUUGAAGAACCUACCGGACAUCUGCGGUUGAUUUUGAGUUUGCAUUUUGCUGUGCCCGGUGGUUUUUGAAAAAGUUGUCAAAAUUGAGAGAAUAAAACGAAAACGUGAAUCCUCUAGUGAGUUAAGUGGAAGUAGUAGCAGCAGUACGGCAGCAUCGGUAGCGAUAGCGGCAGCGACAGCAGCAGCGGAAGCCCACCGGAAGCAGCUUGCUCAGCACGAAAGGAUGCUGCUUGAUACACAGAACAAUAACACUAGCACCGGUGGCAGUGUCAGUAUGGCGGCCAACAGUCGCAGUGUGGCCGCAUCGGCAGCGGCCCUACAAGCGGCGGCUGCGGCAGCUCUGAGCGCGGCUAAGGGCGCUACGGAUUUCUCGAUCGCGGCAAUUAUGGCACUGCGGGAGGGCUCCGCAAGCCGGAGCCCUCUGGAAGCAGUUUUCGUAAGUGGACCCCCAAGUUCGGUCGAUCGACUCUCCGAAGUGGACGAUGAGGUGGAUGUCGAUGUGGAGGAGUGCUCGGACUCGGAGGAAGCUUCCCGGUCCGGCCAGGAGCGGAACUCUCACUCGAGGGCAACGGCGACGCCGAACAGUGUGUCGGACGAGGAAAGGCUGACCCCGGAACCGGCAUCGAAACGGCCCACCAUAGUCGGAACAUGCAAUUCCGACGAUCUGCGGCCGGUUCAGUGCCACCUGGAAACCAAGGAGCUGUGGGACAAGUUUAACGAGCUCGGCACCGAAAUGAUCAUCACCAAAACGGGACGUCGCAUGUUCCCGACGGUGCGUGUAUCCUUCUCCGGACCCCUCCGCCAGAUGACCCCGGCCGAUCGGUACGUGGUGCUACUGGAUGUGGUACCGGUGGACAAUCGGCGUUACCGCUACGCGUACCACCGAUCCGCCUGGUUGGUCGCCGGGAAGGCCGAUCCGCCACCACCACCGCGGCUGUAUGCCCACCCGGACACGCCGAUCGGUGCGGACGCCCUGCGCAAACAGGUUAUCUCCUUCGAGAAAGUCAAGCUCACCAACAACGAAAUGGACAAGAAUGGUCAGAUUGUCCUCAACUCGAUGCACCGCUAUCAGCCUCGAAUACACCUGGUACGAUUGGGCCCGGGUCAAAAUAUCCCCACGACACCAAAGGAGCUGCAGGAAGUGGACCACAAGACGUACGUCUUUCCGGAAACCAUCUUCACCGCCGUCACGGCUUACCAGAAUCAGCUCAUCACCAAGCUCAAAAUCGAUUCGAACCCAUUUGCCAAGGGCUUCCGAGAUUCAUCCCGGCUGACGGAUUUCGAUAGUUUCCCUGGCAUGGAUCCCAUGGACGCGUUGUUACUUGAGCAGCACCUUCGCUCACCGCUUCGGCUCUUUCCGGACCCGCUGAUGGCUCAGUUCGGUGGUGUCGGCCAGGACCCGGACGGUGCCCAAGCAGCGCUGCUGGAAAAAGCACGUCAACACCUGCAAAUGUGGGGUCGGGCCACACCCUACGGGGAUCUGCUGAUACCCCAGAUGUACCAACGGCCCAAUUUGGGUGCACUGAAUCUGGGUCAUCUCUGGCAAAGCCAAUGGCCGUCACAGUUCCCACCGGGAUUCCUUCCAAAUGCUGCAGCAGCGGCAGCGGCAGCCGCAGCAGCUGCUCCUCCUCCACCACCUCCCAGGACAACUCCUCCUCCAGCUACUCAAACCAUGGCUAGCCCUGCUAGUUCCGCUGGGUCGCCAUCGCCGGAUUUCCGUGCGAAACACUACUCCCGGUUCAGUCCGUACCAAAUUCCUCAGGCCCACCAUCACCCCUCGCAAGGUUUGGCACCUUCCGGUUCGGCACCCCACCAGUCACCUUUACCGAGAAGUCCAUCAAACUAGAACUGACUACACCAGCAAUCAGAGGCUUGUCGUUCGUUCCAGCACGUGUAGGCAGUGAUUUCCGAAGCAAAAUCGACGCAGUAUUAUCAACUCCUGUACCAGAACCUAAUCUCGCAAGUAGACGAACUUUCACUCAUCAAGUCUCAUCUUCAUCUGUAAAUAGCCUCGACACCGAUCGAAUUAGAAACAAAAACCGCCCCCUGCACCGGGGCUAUUAUUUAUUAUUUUCCAUCAACGCGUUCAGUAGUUUGUAAAGUUCAAUGCAAUCUCCUUAUGUUUUGUUCACAAACAAACAAGAAAAUCGUUUUCGUACACCUUACACAAAAACAAUGGUAAGAUCUCUUUGCUUUAGAAUAGGGAAAUUUCCGGACGGGAACCAACUGUCCGUACUAUAUAGCUGUUACCUUUGUGUGCGUGUUUCAGAGUCCCGAGCGCGAAAUUAUCUAUAUUUGUUUUGGAAUCAAAUUGGUUAUAGGAAACACAACACUAGCACAGUACGUAGUCGUUAAGUAAGUAAUAUAUUCGUUUUGUACUCUAGGUAAACUGAAAUGAACUUGUUUGCUUGAGAAGGAUAAUAAUUUUAACAACCGAAAAAAAAUUCGAUUCCUAGAACAAUGUUAUUGGUAUGUAAACUAAAUGAGAGCUACGAAAUGUACACGUUUGCUGCAAUUUCUACUAAGCGAUGAAAAAAACUACUUCAAAAGUAACUGCUAAAUAAAUAUGCAUAUAAAUUUACCUACGGACACAUAAUUACCCUCACGAAUGGGACAAUUCAUUGGAAAUAAAAUAAAUUAUGAAACAUAUAUGUACUUGGUGAACGAACUCGAUGUUGUAUAGGCAAAUUCAUGCAAAUAAA